Molecule: messenger RNA, 457 nt
Organism: Schistocerca gregaria
Lineage: Eukaryota; Metazoa; Arthropoda; Insecta; Orthoptera; Acrididae
Product: U6 snRNA-associated Sm-like protein LSm5
Exons: 3
Coding region: 86-361 (91 amino acids)
Biological process (GO): mRNA splicing, via spliceosome
Cellular component (GO): U6 snRNP; Lsm1-7-Pat1 complex; U4/U6 x U5 tri-snRNP complex
Molecular function (GO): RNA binding
Source: RefSeq, a predicted model, not a curated record
CACCAAAACCGAGAAAUACGAUGUCGUUGGCAGUCGAGAACAGCUGAAUAGUUGUGUUUGGAGUUAGAAGUGCGGGAGUUGUAAAAUGUCCGCUUCGGUAGCAACGAAUCCGUCUACUUUGCUUCCAUUAGAACUUGUCGAUAAGUGUAUUGGUUCCAGAAUACACAUAAUAAUGAAGAAUGACAAGGAAAUAGUGGGCACGUUACUCGGAUUCGAUGACUUCGUUAACAUGUUACUUGAGGAUGUCACCGAAUAUGAGUCAACCCCAGAGGGAAGACGUAUCACAAAACUGGAUCAGAUUUUGCUUAAUGGCAACAACAUAACCAUGCUUGUACCUGGUGGUGAUAUGCCUGACGCAUAGGACCAAGAGGACAACUGCACACUUGCUUUUUGUUGUCCCACAUGUGUAUUUGUAAAUAAUGGAGUUUUACGGUAAAUAUAUAAAUGAUGCAAAAGA